This is a messenger RNA of Diaporthe amygdali, 1761 nucleotides long. RefSeq lists its product as uncharacterized. The coding region runs from base 1 to 1761 and encodes 586 amino acids. The record is from RefSeq and is a predicted model, not a curated record. Lineage: Eukaryota; Fungi; Ascomycota; Sordariomycetes; Diaporthales; Diaporthaceae. The transcript has 3 exons. Gene Ontology annotation, molecular function: protein binding.
AUGAUUGCGACAUAUGAAAAGCUUGACAGCCCGGUCAAGGCCCGCGAGCACGCUUCACUGCUCAUCAUUAUCUCUCCACGCGCCCCAGAGGGGUACCUGAGAUUGGCCAAGGCCCUGCGCCUGUGCGACACUGCGCAAUCGCCAGACACAACAGCACGCUGCAGAUGGAUCUACCGCCAGGCUAUUGAGAGUGUGCAAGCAUACGGCAACAAGGACCAUGACAAGUUGAAGGUUCUGGCUGGUCUGUUGCGCAGAGAUAUCAUUGGCUCACUGCCAGUUGAACUGCGAAAUAUAAUCCUUGGAAACUUGAGCAAUGCUGAUCUGUGCCGUUCCAUGAGAGUCUCAAAGUCCUGGAAGGGAGUCUGUUUAGACCCAACUCUUUGGAAGCAUCUGACUAUUGUCAAGAACUGGUCUGCAGCGAAACCUCGGCCUCUCCGGAAGCGCGCUUUCAACAACAUCAUCACCAAGCGCGCCCAGGCCAAUGUCAAGAGCCUGACUUUGUGGGGCGUGUACGAUUUCGGCAUUAGCCUCGAAACCUUCAAGGCCACCCUCAAGGUCUUGGAUCGACUGGAGUUUCUCUCUCUCAAAGGCACAGACGGGGUCGAUGGCACGGAUCUGGACUUCCCGGGCGCACCUCCUUGCCACGAGUGGUCCAAAUCCGUGUUCGAGGGAGCUCCUCCAUGCCUCAAGACGCUUCGUCUUGGAGGCUUUCGCACAAUGGACUUACCCCCUGAUUGGCCCCUGCCUUCAAGGAUUCCGAUGGCACAGUCUCUGGAAGAGCUCAGUCUUGGCCACUUGACCGGCCGCUCUGUAACCCCGAGAAUGUUGCUCUCAACAGUCUGGCCAAAGUUGACAAAGCUGAAAAUGGUGCGGACUAAGGAUCAUUUUCCCUUGAGGGUUGACCUGGAAUUACUUGCCAAGGCCACGCCUUCACUCAAGGAUCUAUGUAUCCGCGACCCGCUUGGUUGCAGCAAAGCCUUCUCUAUGCCGGUGUCGUGGGAAAACCUGGAGCGACUGGAACUCACAAUGCAGUCGCCCAAUGACGGGGUGCAUCUGGGCGAUGACGUGUUGAUCCUCCCAAAAUUGCCUCCUACAACUCGAUCUUUGGUGUUUCCCAGGAACGCUAUAAGUCUGCUCGGUGCUUAUCGGCAAUUGGCUCAAGAAGAGCCAGAUAUCAUCCAAUACAAUGCUUUUCUUACACAACUAGGACACCCGCCAGUCUCUGACACAGGUUUCCAGCCACCAUUGACGGAACUCGAACGACUCGAGCAUUUGUGCGUCAAAGAUCUAGGCGCUCUAUACGAUCGUCACAUCAAUUUCGAUCACCUGUCUUGGUUCCUGGAAUUUAUCAAGCCAAGCAUGACCAACGGUUCUCUCGCUUCACUGGCCAUCACCUUCUGCCCAGAAACACGGUUCAUGUUCGACAAGGUCCUCAACAAGAAAGCCAUUCACACACUCAGUUGCUUCAGCUUCACCGAACAGAGCACUGUUGUCUCGCAAUGCGGCGACACCUUCGUUCAUUGGCUUGAAGGCUUUCCGUACCUCACCACGCUGGGCGUGUUUCCGCAAAAGUUCGAGGGCUGCUGGAUGCUCUUGUCCAAGGUCCUGGCCAAGGACACCAGGAUUAAAACCAUCUACACCAACAUCCUCACCGGCGUGUGGCGCGACUGGAUCUUGGACAGGGCGAGGGAGAAGAGUGUCAAGAUCAUAGAGGCAGACAGUAUCCCGGAGCCCGUCCUCCAGCCGCUUGAGUCGGAGUAA